Messenger RNA from Panicum virgatum (switchgrass), 1149 nucleotides. Its product is annotated as nascent polypeptide-associated complex subunit alpha, muscle-specific form-like. The transcript is spliced from 6 exons. The coding region runs from base 1 to 750 and encodes 249 amino acids. The record is from RefSeq and is a predicted model, not a curated record. Lineage: Eukaryota; Viridiplantae; Streptophyta; Magnoliopsida; Poales; Poaceae.
AUGAGUCCGUUACUGGAUGUAUUCCCAGACCCGAAUUUUUUGUUGAAUCCAGUUAAAACUCUCUCGCGUCUGCCGACCGCCCCCUCCCUCUCUCGCUCCCUCUCGCUCCUCUCCGCCGCCGUUCCCCUCGCCCUCCUCCGCUCCGGCCGCCUCCUUCCCUCCUCCGGCGAGGGAAAGGGGUGGGGCCCGCCGCCACCGCGCCCCUCGCCUCCCUCCUCUCUGCGUCCUCCACUCCGGCCGCAUCUUGCCCUCCUCCCCUCCCCUCUCCGCCGGGCACCGGGAGGAGCCUCACCACGUCACCGCCUGGAAGGGACCUCCUUGCGGUCCCCUUCCCCUCCAUCGCCACCAUCCCCCGCCAACGGCCCUCUUCUCCCCGUCCCCUCUCUCAUCCCGCGGUGUCCAAUCCUAGAUCCCGCCGGUGACAUCUCCCUCCCUCCACACCGGUUAGUCUCCGCUCGUGUCUCUGCCACCUCCGGCGCCUCCUACACCGAGAUUCAAUCACCAUCUGGUUGUUUCACUUCAAUCGGAGGGUCAGCCUUGGGCCCUCAAUUUGUCGCUGAGGCCCUUGCACCUGAUAAUCCUCCAUUGAAGUACGAGUUUGGGCUGAGGUCCUGCUUCAUGACAACUUUGAGCUUAUUAUUGCAAGAGUCUGCCUUGGCUAUAUCACCCUUUCUACUCUACGCCCUUGUAUCUCAGAUGGGGUCACAAAUGAAGAAACGAUUUUUGACGAGCAGACAGCCAAGGCCCUGAAGAAGUGGCACAAGGCAGUGGUGAAGAAGAAGCCAACAAGGAGUCAUCGGAUGACCCUUCCGAGGCCCAAAGCGCAGACACACCAGCAGGAGGGAUGGAGGCUAGCAGGUACCGUCAAUGCAAACUACACAACCAGACUUGCCUUUGAUCUGCCCGGACAGUGCGAAGAGGCCAAGGUAAUCGGUGAUGGUGACAAAGAUUAUGGCUUUUUAGAGUGAACUCCUUUACGGAUGAAUCCAUCAUUUUGACCUCACCGUCGCAUAGCAUCUUCAUGUCCUCUAUGAGUGGCUUCAAGAACACAUUUGUAACGUCCCGCCUCCCCGAGAUCGGGCCCGCUUACAACUGACAGCUUUCUAGGAUAUAGACUACCCUCAUAGACCAACACAAGUUUUUUCUGCA